This is a messenger RNA of Colletotrichum tamarilloi, 1122 nucleotides long. RefSeq names its product fasciclin domain-containing protein. Gene Ontology annotation, biological process: macroautophagy. Gene Ontology annotation, cellular component: fungal-type vacuole membrane. NCBI's taxonomy places the organism in Eukaryota, Fungi, Ascomycota, Sordariomycetes, Glomerellales, Glomerellaceae. The transcript has 5 exons. The record is from RefSeq and is a predicted model, not a curated record. Bases 1 to 1122 code for a protein of 373 amino acids.
AUGCGCUUCGUCCAAGAGCUCGCUGUCGCUGUCGUGAGUCUCGCGCCGCUGGCUUGCGCUGUUGAUCCGUCUCUACAUUCAAGACAGGCUCAGCAAAGUCUCAGCAAUGCGCUGACAAGCCACGCCGAUCUCUCCACGUUCAACGAAAUUCUGAACGGCUAUCCGAGCAUUAUAAGCAACAUAACCGCUGUGACGAAAAAUAAAGUUACUCUCCUAGUGCCGACCAAUGUUGCCCUCGCCAAGUUUCUUCAACAGUCCAACGUCAGCGAAAUCACGCAGCUUCCCGUGAACCAACUCUUGACCAUCUUGCGAUACCAUACUCUGGAUGCUCCGUUGACGGCCUCGAAUUUCAGCGCGCCCAGGGGUAUCACAGUCCCCACCAAACUUCGAGAUGAGCUCUUCAACCUUCGGACACCUGGACCUGCCAUCAUCGACCAAGUUAGGCAAGGGACCCCUUCCGAUGAUCACACCGCGAGCCUGCGCGGUGGCCUUGGUCAGACUGCCGAGCUCACAUCGAUCGAUGGGGUGUGGGAUGGCAGAUAUUUCCAAUCUGUCGAUGCUGUUCUAGAAGCCCCGGCAGUAUGUUCCACCACCAUCAAGAAGCUCUCAAGCUCACUAUCGGCUCUCGGAGAUGCAUUGGACAAGAUCAAGCUAUGGAGACAACUCGACAAUACCGCCAACAUCACAUGCCUGGGACCCAACACCGCUGCUUUCAAGGAGGCAGGCAGCCCCCAGAGUUCUCUCGGAAACGAAGACCUCAAGAACGCGUUGCUUUUUCACACUCUACCUCAGACAGCUUACAGCGACUUCCUCGUGGAUGGCCAGGAAUUCACCUCGAUGGCCAACGUGACUGUUCGCGUCACGAUCAAGGACAACGAGAUCUGGUUCAACGAUGCCAAGGUCAUUAGCCCCAACGUCCUGACCAACAACGGACUCAUCCACAUCUUGGACCGCGUAAUGUCCGCCAAUGCCCUGCCGGACUCCUCGACUUCCUCACCGACGGGGACGGGCUCGGCUACCCCUACUUCAACCGCCACGCCCCCGAAUGCCGGGAACCCCAUGUCAGAAAGUAUUCGUGCCGCCGCAGUCAUAGCUCUUGCGGCCGGUUUGCUGCUGGUGUGA